AUGUCGAUAGUAUCCAUCAGAAACGUUGAAUUUAUCAAUAAUCCUGCUCGUUUCUUGGACGAGUAUCAGUUCCGCGUGACGUUCGAUUGUAUUGCCCCGUUAACAGAUGAUCUGGAGUGGAAACUCAUCUAUGUCUCAUCGCCCGACCACGAAGAACUGGAUCAAGAACUCGACGACUGCCUAGUAGGACCAGUGCCCUCAGGCGUUAACUCCUUCGUUUUCUCUGGAGCACCACCCGAACCCUCAAAAAUUCCCACGGAAGACGUGCUGGGUGUAGCGGCUCUUAUCCUCACCGCCUCGUACAAAGACCAAGAGUUCGUUCGCGUGGGAUACUAUCAAAAUACCGAAUACGAUAACGAAGAAAUGAAAGAGAACCCACCUAAAAACAUCGUCUUUGAGCGACUAGUACGGGAUAUCAGCCAGAAGCCUCGUGUAACCCGCUUCCAGAUCAAAUGGGAUGUUUCACCUCCCCAACUAGGCCAGGUCGCAGCCGGUGCCGCCACUUCUGCUGCUGUUCCAUCAGCCAACGACUUAGAUGACGAUGCAUCUGAUGAAGUGGAGGCUAAAUCAAAGCCGAACGGGUUGUCCGAGUCAUAA
Messenger RNA from Pleurotus ostreatus (oyster mushroom), 597 nucleotides. RefSeq names its product Histone chaperone asf1 (gene ASF1). Gene Ontology annotation, molecular function: histone binding. The coding region runs from base 1 to 597 and encodes 198 amino acids. Gene Ontology annotation, cellular component: nucleus. The record is from RefSeq and is a predicted model, not a curated record. The transcript is spliced from 4 exons. NCBI's taxonomy places the organism in Eukaryota, Fungi, Basidiomycota, Agaricomycetes, Agaricales, Pleurotaceae. Gene Ontology annotation, biological process: DNA replication-dependent chromatin assembly.